Hyposmocoma kahamanoa is the source of this 1074-nucleotide messenger RNA. It is a transcript of the gene nAChRbeta2, whose product is annotated as acetylcholine receptor subunit beta-like 2. The coding region runs from base 73 to 1074 and encodes 333 amino acids. Gene Ontology annotation, biological process: monoatomic ion transmembrane transport; signal transduction; chemical synaptic transmission. The transcript is spliced from 7 exons. Lineage: Eukaryota; Metazoa; Arthropoda; Insecta; Lepidoptera; Cosmopterigidae. Gene Ontology annotation, cellular component: postsynaptic membrane; neuron projection; synapse. The record is from RefSeq and is a predicted model, not a curated record. Gene Ontology annotation, molecular function: transmembrane signaling receptor activity; acetylcholine-gated monoatomic cation-selective channel activity.
UGCAGCCUCUUAACUUUGUAAACAUGAUUCAGUGAACUAUUUUACGUACAUAGUGUUAAAAUAGGUACCGAAAUGAAAAUUGGAAUUUUGUGGAUCUUUUUGAACUUCGCUAGAAGUUGUUUGGGUGUGAAACUGCUCGAAGCAAAUCCAGACGUAAAGCGUCUAUACGAUGAUUUACUCAGUAACUACAACCGCCUUAUACGGCCAGUCACAAACGUGAGCGAUAUCUUAACCGUGAGACUUGGCUUAAAACUGUCCCAGCUGAUGGAAGUUAAUUUAAAGAACCAAGUUAUGACCACAAAUUUAUGGGUAGAACAGAAAUGGUACGACUACAAACUUACGUGGAACCCUGAGGAAUAUGGCGGUGUGGAGAUGCUGUAUGUUCCGUCUGAACACAUCUGGUUGCCAGACAUUGUACUGUACAACAACUGGGACGGAAAUUAUGAGGUGACCCUAAUGACGAAAGCUACUCUCAAGUACACUGGCGAGGUGAACUGGAAACCGCCUGCAAUAUACAAGUCUUCGUGUGAGAUUAACGUUGAAUAUUUUCCCUUCGAUGAACAAACUUGUUUUAUGAAGUUCGGUUCUUGGACUUAUAACGGAGCUCAGGUGGACUUAAAGCACAUGGACCAGUCCCCAGGGAGCAGUUUAGUUCACGUCGGUAUAGACCUAAGCGAAUUCUACCUAUCGGUGGAGUGGGAUAUUCUAGAAGUGCCUGCUACCAGAAACGAAGAGUACUAUCCUUGUUGUACUGAGCCUUUUUCAGAUAUAACUUUCAAACUAACAAUGCGUAGAAAAACGUUAUUCUACACUGUAAACCUGAUCAUUCCGUGUGUAGGACUCACGUUCUUGACUGUACUUGUGUUUUAUCUACCAUCUGACUCUGGGGAGAAGAUUUCUUUAAGCAUCUCAAUCCUGGUGUCGCUGACGGUGUUUUUCCUGCUAUUGGCGGAAAUAAUCCCGCCUACAUCGCUGGCAAUACCGUUGUUAGGAAAGUAUUUAAUCUUCACCAUGAUUCUGGUCUCGCUAAGCGUUUGGAUGACAGUCUGCGUUUUGAACGUGCACUUUAGGUAA